AGGGGGUGGAGAUACUAGUCAGAGCAGGGAGGAAGAGGGGCGCCUUUGGGAACGGUCCCCAUUUUAAGAACGAGCCCAACGUGACCCUAAAACAUGAACCCCAUAAAGGCAAACGUAACGGUUGUUCCUUCAUUUUGGGUUUAGGGAGAAAAGGUGAGGGAGGGGAUCCAUGAAAAUACACCAUAGAAGAGGCUGUUUUUAAGCUCAUGUCAACAUCAAAGAUUUCAUGGCUGCUUAGGCUGUGCUUUUGUUUCAUCGACGCACAACCUUCCAGUCUUCAGGCUGACGACGGUGGGAAACUCAAGGUUUCUUUCAUGACUAGAAAAACAAAAGUUGAAAACCAGCUUUUCCUUUCCCCAUCACCUGUUUUCCAUCUUUUUCUGGCCCAAGGUUGAUUUUUCUAUUGAAAGCAUUGGUGACAGCCUCGAUUGAUAAUAUCCUAUUAUCAGUAUGGCAGAUGACAAUGAAGAAUUGCCAGCAGAGGAAGAUCUGCCUGAAUCAGAGGAAAAUUUGGAACAGCUGAACAUGGGCAGCCCACCUGAACGGAGUGGUCAUGUGGCUGUUACUGAUGGAAAAUGCAUGUUUGUUUGGGGCGGAUAUAAGAAUGCUCAAGUGAGGGGCAUUUAUGACUUCUAUCUGCCAAGAGAUGAAAUCUGGAUCUAUAACAUGGAAACUGAACGAUGGACAAAACACAGAACCACGGGAGAUGUGCCUCCAUCUAUGUCAGGAAGCUGUGCUGUCUGCAUGGACAGGGUUUUUUAUCUGUUCGGAGGGCAUCAUGAUUGUGGCAACACAAAUAAGUUCUACAUGCUAAAUUCCAGAUCAAAUGACGGAGUGUUGCAGUGGGUCAGAGUGGACUGCCAGGGUAUUCCUCCAUCAUCAAAAGACAAGCUCGGAGUAUGGGUUUAUAGAAAUAAGCUUAUAUUCUUUGGUGGCUAUGGCUAUUACCCUGAUGUGGAGCAGAUUGGAACCUUUGAGUUUGAUGAAACCUCUUUUUGGAAUUCAGGUCUUCCCAGAGGGUGGAACAAUCACGUACAUGUCCUAGAUACGGAGUCAUUUACUUGGAGCCAGCCUGUGACUACGGGUAAAUCACCAUCACCCCGAGCAGCCCAUGCAUGUGCUACAGUUGGAAACAGAGGAUAUGUCUUUGGAGGCAGAUAUCGAGAAUCUAGAAUGAAUGAUCUUUAUUUUCUUAAUCUGGAAACAUGGGAAUGGCAGGAGAUAGUUGUGCAAGGCAUUUGCCCUGUUGGACGAUCUUGGCAUUCUUUAACCACCAUUUCCUCAGAUCAUCUCUUCCUCUUUGGUGGCUUCACAACUGACAAGCAGCCACUCAGUGAUGCCUGGAUCUAUUGCAUCAGUAAAAAUGAAUGGAUACAGUUUGAACACAACUAUUUAGAGAAACCCCGACUCUGGCACACUGCUUGUGCAAGCGAUGAGGGAGAAGUGAUCGUCUUUGGGGGCUGUGCCAGCAAUUUACUUGCCCAUCACAAAGCAGCACAUAGUAAUGAGAUACUUGUGUUUUCUCUUCAACCCAAAUCCCUGGCAAGAUUGUGUUUAGAGACUGUUAUGUGCUUCAAAGAAAUCCUGGCCAAUUCCUGGCACUGCCUUCCCAAGCACCUGCUCCACAGACUCAACCAGCGCUUUGGUAGUAACAACACAUCUGGAUCAUAGGGAGAAUCUUCACUGGUCAUACUGUAUAUAGAUGGCCUUUCUAUAAAAAGAUGUAAUAAGUUUACCAUCCCUGAAUGACAAAAUGAAAUUUGUAUAGAUUAAAUGUUCUUGUGUUGUAAGUAGUGGCCACGUUGCUUUGAUGUCUUUUGCCUGCAUGUGAAUAGCUUAGAAAGAGAACCUAUUUUUGUGUAAAAUUUGGUUGCAAUAAAUGAUGUUAUUUAAUGCAA
Molecule: messenger RNA, 1898 nt
Organism: Thamnophis sirtalis
Lineage: Eukaryota; Metazoa; Chordata; Lepidosauria; Squamata; Natricidae
Gene: KLHDC2
Product: kelch domain containing 2
Molecular function (GO): protein binding
Source: RefSeq, a predicted model, not a curated record